UCCACCUGACGGCAAUGUGACAACAAUGUUUGAAUUAUUACAACGAGCUAUUUGGUUAACAAAUAACGGUGAUUUUAUUGGUGAACAAACAAGAAAUGGUACAUAUAAAUGGAUAACAUAUAAGCAGGUAUAUACCGCAUCACAUAAAGUUGGUUCUGCUUUAUUAGAACUUGGUAUUAAUGCAGGUGAAACUAGUCGAGUUGGUAUAGCUGGCUUUAAUUCAGCUCGUUAUAUCAUUGCUCAAAAUGCUUUGAUGAAUUAUUCCAUUGUAUUGGUACCAUUAUAUCAUAAUUAUAAUAUUGAGAUUCUAUGCACAAUUAUUGAACAUUGCAAUUUGGAAUUAAUUUUUUGUGAUACAAUUGAACGAGCCAAUAAAUUCAUUGUUGAAAUGCAACGAAAAGAAUUGAAAACGUUGAAAAAAAUUAUCAUUUUUAAUGAUUCAAAAGAGAAAAUUGAUCGAGAAUUAUGCAAACAAUCACAAAUUGAGGUUUAUAAUUGGAAUUAUAUAUUGGAACUUGGUGAUAAACAUCUAAAACCGGUUACACCACCAUCACCAUCCAGUAUUUAUAUCAUUUGUCAUACUAGUGGUACUACAGGUACACCAAAAGGUGUGCAAUUGUCACAUCGAGCAUUACUAGUUUCGAUGAGUGCGGUCUAUGUCCAAUGUUGUUUACCACCUCAUGAUAUUGUUUUUGAUCAUAAUGAUAUAUAUCUAUCAUUCUUAUCACCUGCACAUAUUUAUGAGCAAUUACUUGAGCCUUAG
Messenger RNA from Loa loa (African eye worm), 763 nucleotides. RefSeq lists its product as hypothetical. Lineage: Eukaryota; Metazoa; Nematoda; Chromadorea; Rhabditida; Onchocercidae. The coding region runs from base 26 to 763 and encodes 245 amino acids. The transcript has 6 exons. The record is from RefSeq and is a predicted model, not a curated record. Gene Ontology annotation, biological process: long-chain fatty acid metabolic process. Gene Ontology annotation, cellular component: membrane; endoplasmic reticulum. Gene Ontology annotation, molecular function: long-chain fatty acid-CoA ligase activity.